UGCGCUGCUCGGCCACCCAGUCACCACCGCCGCUCGUCAUCUCACUCCGGAAAUCCGUUGCUCGGCCCAUCCAUCGGCCGCUCUGCCUGGGACUCGAGUUUUCGGUGAUGACCAAGAUGUUGCGGCUCCUGGGCAACCUGAUCCGGGGGAGCAAUAGCCCUGCCAGAGUUCUAGUGGGAUCUCGCAAUUAUGCUGAUUUCGCAUCUGAAGCAUCAUUUGACAUUAAGAAGUGCGACGUGCAUCGUCUUGAAGAAGCUCCUGACAGCACAACCGUCCUGACUAGAGAAGAUGGCCUUAAGUACUACCGAAGAAUGCAAUUGAUUCGUCGCUUGGAGCUCAAGGCAGAUCAGCUAUACAAACAGAAGAUCAUCCGCGGAUUCUGCCAUUUGUACGAUGGCCAAGAGGCUUGUUGCGUUGGAAUUGAGGAAGCAAUUAAGCCAACGGACCACCUUAUAACAGCUUAUCGGGCUCAUGGUUUCACCUACACACGUGGCAUUUCUGCCAAAGAAAUCUUGGCUGAGCUCACUGGUAGACGUGGAGGUUGUGCGAAAGGUAGAGGUGGAUCCAUGCAUAUGUAUGCUGACAAAUUCUAUGGAGGCAAUGGCAUUGUUGGUGCACAGGUUCCACUUGGAGCAGGGAUUGCAUUAGCUUGCAAAUACAUGGAGAAGAAUGAGAUCUGCGUGACAUUGUAUGGUGAUGGUGCAGCCAAUCAGGGUCAAAUUUUUGAAACCUACAACAUGGCUAUGCUUUGGAAACUGCCCUGCAUAUUUAUCUGUGAGAACAACAGAUAUGGUAUGGGUACAUCUGUGGAGAGAGCAGCAGCCAGCACUGACUAUUACAAGAGAGGUGACUACAUCCCUGGCCUGAGGGUCGAUGGGAUGGAUGUGUUGUGUGUCAGAGAAGCGACAAAGUUUGCAGCAGAUUACUGCAGGUCCGGAAAGGGCCCCAUCUUGAUGGAACUACAAACUUAUCGCUAUCAUGGUCACAGCAUGAGUGAUCCAGGAAUCAGUUACCGUACCAGAGAAGAAAUCCAAGAAGUGAGAAGUAAAAGUGACCCAAUUACCAUGUUGAAGGAUAGGAUGCUGAAGAAUAAUCUGUCCAGCAUAGAAGAACUGAAGGAAAUUGAUGCUGGCAUUAAGAAAGAGGUGGAGGAAGCAGCACAGUUUGCCACCACUGACCCUGAACCAGCAUUAGAAGAACUGGCUCACUAUAUUUACAGCAACGAAUCAGCAUUUGAAGUCCGUGGCACCAAUCCAUGGAUUAAAUACAGAUCUGUCUCAUAAGCCCUUGUAAUUGGUUAUACAACUGCCUGCAGCCAACAUGUACAUUGUCAUAGGGGAUCUGAAAAUUGGGUAUACAGUCCUAAUUUUCUUUUAUGUAAUCUGGUUUAAUGUUAUCUACUGUACAUAUGCAGUUUAUACAUGACAGAAAAUCAUCUAUCUCCCAUGAUUUAUUUAUGGUUUGUGUUACUUGGGUUGUUUUUAAUCAAGGGUACUCUUAAAGAAUUCAGAUUCUUGUUUUAGUUGCAGUAUCUGACAUCAAUAUAAUAAAAAUAGGCUGGAU
This is a messenger RNA of Mobula hypostoma (lesser devil ray), 1563 nucleotides long. Its product is annotated as pyruvate dehydrogenase E1 component subunit alpha, mitochondrial-like. Gene Ontology annotation, biological process: pyruvate decarboxylation to acetyl-CoA. The record is from RefSeq and is a predicted model, not a curated record. The coding region runs from base 108 to 1283 and encodes 391 amino acids. Gene Ontology annotation, cellular component: intracellular membrane-bounded organelle. The transcript is spliced from 11 exons. Gene Ontology annotation, molecular function: pyruvate dehydrogenase (acetyl-transferring) activity. NCBI's taxonomy places the organism in Eukaryota, Metazoa, Chordata, Chondrichthyes, Myliobatiformes, Myliobatidae.